This is a messenger RNA of Nezara viridula (southern green stink bug), 231 nucleotides long. The record is from the annotation of a GenBank genome assembly. NCBI's taxonomy places the organism in Eukaryota, Metazoa, Arthropoda, Insecta, Hemiptera, Pentatomidae.
AUGACUAAGUGUUGCUCCGAGGGAGGUACAAAAACCGGGGGGUCCCAAAAGGAAGAGUUCUCGACCAAGGCCGCUUUCGCCGCAGCCUUCGCCCGCUCACAAUCGAUCCACACUCAUCCCGAGUGCUCCUUCGUGAUCGGCGCCCUUCGGCACCUCGAGGACGGGGUUAGCGGUGCACUUCCUGCGCCUCUUCCUGUUCGCCGCUCAUUUGUCAACACUGAGGAAGAAUAA